ACUAAUUCCAUAUCCAUCAAUCUUUGACGGCUUCAAAGACCACUAGCCAUCGUAUUUUAUCUAUCUAAUUUGCCAAGCAAUCAUUUAGAAUAAGAAGAUCAUCGAAUUUGUAAUUUGUCCAUUCUCAGGCGAGUAACUACCCUCACCAUGUCCGCCUUAGAUGUCGAAGCCCUCUUGGAUUCAACUGCAGCUGCUACUCCUGUUGAGCAAAACGGAUCUGCUAAGACCAAAGAAUCCGAUGACCGCCACAAGGGUGAGCGCAGUGAAAGACGCGACCGUGAUAGACUUCGCGAUGAUAGCAGGGAUCGCGACAGAGAUAGGAAGCGCCGCGCUCGCAGCAGAGAUAGAAACGAGAAAGAUGGCACCUCAACCCCAACAAGUGAGCAUGGAAGCGCAAAGGGUAGACGCAGAAGUAGAAGCCGAGAUGACAAUCGUCGACAACCUCGUCGCCGCAGAGAUACUCCGGAAGAAAAUGGCCGCAGGGAUGGAGAUUAUUACAGAGGAGGUAGGGGUGGUGGACGUCAACGCUCACGUACCAGAAGUCCCGAUAGAUAUUACCGUCCUCGAGGUGACCGCCGUGACCGCGAUGAGGCCGACAAACCUCGAGAAGAACGCCGGCCGAGAAGCCCCAAACGAGAAGGAACACCCCCCUUGACCGAGGAUGAACGGGAUAGGCGCACCGUUUUUGUGCAACAGCUAGCAGCUCGUCUCAGAACUAAGGAACUCAUCGCAUUCUUUGAAAAGGUUGGCCCCGUUAAGGAGGCUCAGAUUGUCAAGGACAGAGUUAGUGGUAGAUCUAAAGGUGUGGGCUACGUUGAGUUUAAAAACGAAGAAUCAGUUCCUGCUGCUAUACAACUCACUGGACAGAGACUCCUAGGAAUCCCAAUCAUUGCACAACUCACCGAGGCUGAGAAAAAUCGACAAGUCCGCAAUCCCGAAGCUACCACUAGUAACCCUAAUCAAAUUCCAUUCCAUCGACUAUAUGUGGGUAACAUACAUUUCAGCAUCACUGAAAGCGAUUUACAGAAUGUAUUUGAGCCAUUUGGUGAGCUCGAAUUUGUUCAAUUGCAAAAAGAAGAGCAAGGACGUAGUCGAGGUUAUGGAUUUGUUCAGUUCCGCGAUCCAAAUCAAGCUAGAGAAGCGUUGGAGAAGAUGAAUGGGUUUGAUCUUGCUGGCAGACCAAUUCGUGUUGGUCUUGGAAACGAUAAGUUCACUCCUGAAUCUACCGCCAGUCUUCUGCAAAGAUUCCAUGGCCAAAGCCACCAACAACAAUUUCAGGGUUCCGCAUUUUCUGGCGCUGGUGGGCGUGGUCCUACCGCUGCUGGCGGCAGCAAUUUCGAUCGUGCUGGUGGUCGAGAUAAUGAUAAAGGUGCGGGUGGUGCUAGUGCUUUGGACGACACUGACGUUGGCGGCGUGAACUUCAACAAUUAUAGUCGAGAUGCAUUGAUGAGAAAACUCGCCAGAACAGAUGAUACCACGGUUGCGGCAAAUCACGAAAGAAGAGAAGUAUCAAAACCUAAAACAGAAACCAAAGCUUUACCUGUCAAUGUCAACAUGGCUAGCCGUUGUGUUGUACUCAAGAACAUGUUCGACCCUACAGAAGAGGACGGUGAGAACUGGGAAAAGGAACUCGAGGAUGAUGUCCGCGCAGAAGCGGAAGAAAAAUAUGGCCACGUUGUUCACAUUGCUUUAGAUCCAAACUCCCAAGGAGAUAUUUAUCUCAAAUUCGAUCGAGUACAAGGAGGAGAGAAUGCCAUCAAGGGUCUGAAUGGAAGAUAUUUCGGUGGGCGAAUGAUUAGCGCUACUCCUGUUGUGGAUGCAGUCUACAGCAGUUUGUUCUCUCGCACAAAGGCUAUGUGAUAUGCUAAUAAUGGCCUACACUCCACUUGUAUUAGGGUAACAUCUGAUUUUUAUUACAGAAAUCUCUAUGCGAUAGGCAUACCUUCGAAAAACCUCGCAAUAUCUCGAUUAUUUGAAGCAGUAAUCACCUUUCUGUUUACAAUGCAUAAUUCAAGUAUCUCAGAUGAUCCGGACUUGAAUCUUGCUUCAAGAACCUCAAGCAAACGUCUAAAAACAUUGCUGAUUUCUUUGUGCAGGAGCUUCUUCUCAAGCCUUAACCUCUGCCUAUGAUUCCACUGAUUGCACAUAGGAACACUCUUUACUGUAUACAAAUUCACUCAUUUCAUUUCCUUUUGGCAUGCAAGCUUUCGGGUUUGACGGUAGCACACUUUUAGUUAGAUGGAGUAAUAAAAUUAUCAACAUGACCUU
This is a messenger RNA of Botrytis byssoidea, 2268 nucleotides long. RefSeq lists its product as uncharacterized. NCBI's taxonomy places the organism in Eukaryota, Fungi, Ascomycota, Leotiomycetes, Helotiales, Sclerotiniaceae. Gene Ontology annotation, cellular component: nucleus. Gene Ontology annotation, biological process: mRNA processing. Gene Ontology annotation, molecular function: RNA binding. The coding region runs from base 148 to 1860 and encodes 570 amino acids. The record is from RefSeq and is a predicted model, not a curated record. The transcript is spliced from 5 exons.